GGCUGUGCAGGAAUAUGGGAGGGGCUUGCCUUUGCUUUCCAAACUGCCUCCUCCCCGCUUUCCUGACUAGGGGACGGAAGUGACGAAUCCCCGAGGAGGUCACUUCCUGCUGGGGUGGAUGAGGAGGAGCCGGAGACGCCGCCGAGGAGACGGGACCGAGACGGACCGCGGAGGAGUGUGUCAGCAGGAGGGAGAAAAUGAAAGCGGGCUGCAGCAUUGUGGAAAAGCCAGAAGGAGGUGGAGGCUACCAGUUCCCUGACUGGGCCUACAAAACGGAGUCAUCCCCGGGCUCCCGGCAGAUCCAGUUGUGGCAUUUCAUCUUGGAGCUACUUCAGAAAGAAGAGUUCCGCCAUGUCAUUGCCUGGCAGCAGGGAGAGUAUGGAGAGUUUGUCAUCAAGGACCCAGACGAAGUGGCCCGCCUCUGGGGCCGGAGAAAGUGCAAACCACAGAUGAACUAUGACAAGCUCAGCCGGGCCCUCAGAUACUAUUACAACAAGAGGAUCCUUCAUAAAACAAAAGGCAAAAGGUUUACUUACAAAUUUAACUUCAACAAGCUGGUGAUGCCCAAUUAUCCAUUCAUCAACAUUCGGCCCAAUGGAGUAGUACCCCAGAGUGCCCCUCCAGUACCAACAGCCUCCUCCCGUUUCCACUUUCCCCCUCUGGACAGCCAUUCUCCCACCAGUGACGUGCAGCCAGGCCGAUUCUCCGCAAGCUCCCUAGCUCCUUCUGGGCCCGAGUCCUUGAAUGAUGGCAGUGAACGGAAAGCAGAGAUUUCGGAGCUGGAGGACAGUUCUGCCGAGUGGCGUAGGAGUGUGGAUCUCAUGACUUCCCGGAGUUCAGUCACUAGUGGAGGAAUUGGCCAUCAGAAGCGCAAGCCAGACAUCAUGCUCCCUCUUUUCACCAGGCCUGGGAUAUACCCUGAUCCCCACAGUCCUUUUGCUGUUUCUCCACUGCCAGGCCGUGGAAGUGUCCUCAAUGUCCCUAUCUCACCAGCUCUGUCCCUUACACCAACCCUCUUCUCCUACAGCCCCUCCCCAGGUCUAAGCCCCUUCACUGGCAGCAGUUGCUUCUCCUUUAACCCUGAUGAAAUGAAACACUACUUGCAUUCACAAGCCUGCUCAGUUUUAAACUACCACCUAAGUCCCCGGACUUUUCCUCGUUAUCCUGGGCUCAUGGUUCCACCUCUGCAGUGCCAAAUGCAUCCAGAGGAACCAGCCCAAUUUCCCAUUAAGCUCCAGCCACCACCUGCUGGGAGGAAGAACCGGGAAAGAGUAGAGAGCAGUGAAGAUUCAGCAGUUACUGUCACUCCUACCCCUCCAAGGAUCAAGGUGGAACAACAAACUGCAGACAGAGAGCCUGAGAACCAAGAGCAGCCACUAAGAGAAAAAGAGGAACAGCGGGAGGAGCGCUGUGUACCCAGUGGGACCAUAGAUGAAGAGGGUGCCUUUUUUGCACGCCCUGCUGCACCCCCAGCCUGGCCCUUGGUUCCCCUCAGCAGCCCAGGUGAAGAGACCCCAGAGUUGAGUGAAGGUAGUGAGGACAGGUCUAGUAAGGAUGCCCUGGCAGUAGUUGAGUCCAAUGCCCCUGAAAAGAAAGAGGAUGCCUUGAUGCCCCCAAAGCUUCGGCUAAAACGAAGAUGGAAUGGUGACAGGGAAGCCAGAGAGCUGAGUGAGAGCAGCAAGAUUCAUUGGAAUCUUUCGGGGUCUCCACCCCUCAUUGCUGGACAGGGGGGUGGCCACAGCAGCUGCUGCUGAUGCUUAGUAUUGAAAUUAAUUGGGAGCUGUUUAUACUAUAAUUGAAUACAUGUAUUUAUGUAGCAAGGUUGCAGGGGUGGGGUGGGGAGGGAGGGAGGUAAUUAAGCUGGUUUGAUCAUUCUAGAGAAUAGACUUCUUGUAUUUUUAUGUUUUGGGGUAGGGGAGGGUAUCCUUUUUGUUGUAAAUUAGCAGGAUGUGAAAAGCUAAGUUGGGGAUUGGGUUGGGGAGGGUUAAAUAGGGGAGGGAGAAGGGAGCCUCUGUCCCCUGGUAAGGCUUGGACAUUUGACAAGAAAACUCCCAAAAGACCAAGACACUUUGGUCAUGUUGUUAGUGAUAGCUGGGGAUCCCAGACAACUUGGUUUUCUAUUGUAUUUAUAUAGAAAAGUCAUUAAUGAAUUUUCCUCUUUUUAUGUUGAGGGAAAUAACAGGAAAGGGGGGGUUAGGGGUGGGAACAAUGAGACCAUUAAUUUAGCCUGGAAAGCUUUUUUUUUUCCAUUUUUGAUUAUUUCAAGGAAAGGGCAAGAAAUCUUACAGUCUUAUUUGGGAGUCAGGUGUGAAUUUGUUUUCUUUUUUAAACAAAGUUUUCAGGAAACCCUGAAAAGAAAAGCCAGAUUAUAGCAGGGCAGAGAAGCAACAGCAGCAGCUAUAUGUGUCUGGAAGCUCUGCCCUUUGGAAGGGCUGCUAGUUUCUUUAGGACUUUUCACCUACUCUACCUAUUAAAAGAAGCCAUGAGGAGUUGUAAACUCUUUUUCAGGGAAGAAAGACAAGGGCAGGAGAAAGUGGCCUGAUGCCUUUAAGAAAUGAAAAACAAGACAAGAAUUACCCCAAUUUUUCCUUUCUAGUUGUGAUUUGGGAGAGUUUGAAGUAUGAUUGUGAGUUCACCCAGAAGUGUGAUAGCAUUAUUGAAAAAGUCUUUCUAUCAUGUCUGGUUCUCUUAAUAUUUUCUUAAGUCAAGCCUUAAUACAUUUUACAAAACACGGGUCUGUUGGUACAAUCUAUAGAAGGGCACAGACAACAUUUUAGAGAUAACCCAGGAAUGUUGGAACAUAGUUAGGUUUGUCAGUUAGCAUGUGAGGAUUUAGCCCUGCUCUAUCUCUUUACCCUAAUCUUUGGUAUUAUUGGGUUUGGAAGGAGCAGGGUGGUGAGCAGAAUGGUGGGAAGCAAGGACAGAGCAGAAAUAUCUUGUAAAAUGCAGAAAGUUGAUGUGGGUGUGAGUAGAAGUAUGGUGAAACUAGAGGAGGUGGAGAGACAGCAAGAGAUAUAGAAGACAGGGAGAAUAAAAGAAAAGGCCUGGUAAUGAUAAGAGAUUUUCUGUCCCAGUAUAAACUGUUUGCCAUGUGCCCAUUAUCUGGAGUAGUUGUAAGUUCUCAUUGGGCUGCAUUGAUUUAGCCUAGCUUGUAUUCCAAAUUCCAGUAACAAGUGUGUUUUCACACACACACACACACACACGAAUGUUUUCAGAAACUCCUCCAGAGGAAUAGAAAGGCAGAUGACUAGAAGAGAAAAUUGAGUAGUGGUUAUAUAUGAACUGAAAUUACACUACUAUGAGAUUAGAUCAGCUUGGGACAGCAUUACAGAGAUGGUUAAAGAAGAUGGUAAUAAGGGUCUGGGAAACAUGGAAAAACUCAGCUCCACCCCAGCCUAACUCAGCUGUAUAUAGUAGGAUGAUGUGUUCAAAGUGUUUUGUUUUGGUUUUUUUUCUUUAAAAAAAAAAAAACAAAUUUUUAUUGGAGAGUACCAGAUAUGAGAGGCCAAGAAAAGGGUUGGAACAGGUGGGUGUGAUUUGGAUUUAAAGUUUCCACAAAGAUGGCUUGGAUUAAUGUUAGCAUCUUGAUUCUUCCAGUGAGCCAUCCUGAUUUUAUAUGCACCCAGUUAACUGAAUCAAGAUCAGUAAGUGACUUGAACUUUCCCACUCCUCAGGAAGGAGCCUUGAUCAAUGAGGCCCUGGCCAGGCUACAAGGGGACCCUUGUUCUUGGCAAUGACAUCCCAUAGGUUGCCUUUGGUACCUAUUGUGGGUUUUUUCUUCUCUUAGCACCUUGACUUACCUCUGAAUUGGAAGGCAUGCUUGGGGCAAGGGGGCAAAAUGAUACUUCUAGGUAUAUAGGAGGCUAUCUGGCCAUCCCCCUUUCCCAUAUCCACAUCCCUUAGAAAGGGCCACCAGGUGUCGGUAUGAACUCAGGAAUAGAUAACUCGAGGCCUUUUUUAAAAAAAAAAAAAUCCAUAAUGCAUAUCUUUAACCCCUUAGAACCCAAGUGCCAGAAUUCCUAGAUGCUGCUUCUGUUUGAACAAAAAUUCACUAUUUCACACUUGAAAAACACUCAAAAAAAUGUUCAGCUCCAUGAAAAUUGUUGUUUGGCUUUAUGAACCUGUUGGUGUUUUAAUCUGUUUUCUAUGAUCACCAUUCCGCCUGUUAGUUUAUUGAUUGCACUGUGUGCUGGGAUUCGGCAAGUCCCUUUUUCAGAGCCAAACAGGCUUUACUCAGGUUGUCAGGCAAUGCUGGCGUCACUGAUGUUAGAAGUGGUCCUCAGGAAGGUGGUGGUUGUGGUGCUAGGACUGGAGGGGACUUUGAACCUCCUUUUCCUAAUCUCUUUGCAACACUUCAGCCCUACCUGUUAAAAGCCAGACUCCUCCCAGCCAGGGACAGUGACAUCAAUGUCUAGCAGCAGCAGGUGGAGGACAGAGAAAUGAAAACAAGGGUGUUUUUUGUUUGUUACUUUUUUUUUUUUCCAAAUUCCAUUGUGCCAAAUGUUUGAACUUUGACAAGUUUAGAUCUGUUGACAUUUCAACAUCCACCUGUAUUAACAAAUCAAGAGUAUAUUCUUGUGAGCAGUUGGCUUUUAUAGCCUUAGGGGGAAAAAACCUGUAGAAAAGAGACUUAAUGGCAUCUAUCCUUAUGAAAUAGCUCACUUUUUUAAGGGGGUUAGGGGUGAAAUAUAAACACUUUACCAAGGCCCACUCCACCUUCAUCUCCAUCCUGUUAACACAGGGAAUUACCAUACCUUAGUUUAAUCUUCAGUGGGCCAAGAAAAACCUAAAAAGCAUUAAGAAAAACUAUAGCCAAGGUUUCACUUCUCACCUAGCAGGUGGAGUCCAAUGGCUGGUUAUCCCUUAUUUUUUUAUUUAUUCCAUAAUUAUGUUUUAUGGCUUUUCUUGUUUUGUUUUGUUCUUUUUAUAAGCAAGAAUAACUUUACUUUUUGUCUUACAGAUCCUACAUGGUGUUUGUUUUGAUUUUUAUCUUUUUGGUUUAAAAAGAAAACAUUUUAAUCUGGUUGUUUUAAAAAACUUCUGGUUUUAGUUUCUUUUUUGAAAAAAAAGAAAGCUACUAAAUGAAAUUGUUUUGAGACCUUUAGGUAUAUUCUUUGAUUAGAAUUGUGAUGCAGGGAUUUGUGAAUGAGAUGUUCACUUACAGAAGAUGACUUAAGCAGAAUAAAGUGUGUAUAUGUACAUAAAAAUGUAAGUAAUCUUAACUCCAUUGUGCAGUGCCUUUUAGAUGUUCCACUUUCUAUAAAGUCUUCAAAAUUUUGCAUAUAUAUAUUAUAUAUAUAUGAUGUAAUGUUAUAGAAAUAUAUGUAUAAUAUACAUAUUUUUUUCCAGGGGUAUCUGAUAGCUCUGUAUUUUGUUAUGGAAGUUGAAAGAAAAAAGUAUUUUACCUCAAAUUAAAAAGUUAAAUAAAAUACUUUUAAA
Molecule: messenger RNA, 5439 nt
Organism: Sarcophilus harrisii (Tasmanian devil)
Lineage: Eukaryota; Metazoa; Chordata; Mammalia; Dasyuromorphia; Dasyuridae
Gene: ETV3
Product: ETS variant transcription factor 3
Biological process (GO): cell differentiation; regulation of transcription by RNA polymerase II
Cellular component (GO): nucleus
Molecular function (GO): DNA-binding transcription factor activity, RNA polymerase II-specific; sequence-specific DNA binding
Source: RefSeq, a predicted model, not a curated record